This is a messenger RNA of Williopsis jadinii, 2270 nucleotides long. Its product is annotated as M28 family metallopeptidase. NCBI's taxonomy places the organism in Eukaryota, Fungi, Ascomycota, Saccharomycetes, Phaffomycetales, Wickerhamomycetaceae. The annotation marks the transcript as partial. Gene Ontology annotation, molecular function: carboxypeptidase activity. The record is from RefSeq and is a predicted model, not a curated record. The transcript is spliced from 2 exons.
CACUGAGACGGGGGUUAACAUCAAACAGGGGUUCACACUGCUGAAGAAUGUCUCGUUGUAGAGAGAAGUUCACGCUGAAGAGGCUAACGAAGCCCUCAUCCUUUGUUAGUUGCUAUAUGAGCGAGAAGUUAUCGUUAGAGAUGGAUAAGAGCGCACGGCCAACUAUGGCUCAUGGCAUGCUGAGAAGGUGGAGGGCGUGCUUCACCACGCUGAUGGUGGUGUUUGGACUCGUGUGGGUGUCAUUGGCCUGGCCUGGUGGCCAGGUUGAAGCCGCUGUGGAGGGCGCUGUAGAGGGCGCUGCCGCUGUGGCUUACAGUGAGUUCAAUGCUACUGAACUGGAGUCAUUGUACCAGGGAGUACUAUCGUCGUCAAACCACGCUGGCGAGUGGUUGAAGAAGUACACCAGCGAGGCUCAUCUGGCAGGCACGAACUUUGCCCUGGCACAGUUCACUGCUGAUAAGCUGGAGGAGUUUGGGUGGAAGGCUGAGAUUGAGAACUUCAACGUGUAUAUCAACUAUCCACAUGACCACGGCAUCAGGUUACUGAAGCCACACAAGGACUCAUACAGGGUUGUUUAUGAGCCAACAUUGGUUGAAGAUGAACUGGAGCAGGAUCCAACGACUAGGGGCGAAGGCCUAGUGCCAGCAUUCCAUGGAUAUUCCGCAAAUGGCAACGUCACUGGCGAGCUGGUGUUUGCUAACUACGGCACCAAGCAAGACUUUGAGCUGUUGGCUGAAAGAGGCGUGACUGUGAAGGGGAAGGUUGUAAUUGUCCGUUACGGAGGUAUCUUUAGAGGCCUGAAGGUCAAGUUUGCCCAGGAGGCUGGUGCUGUUGGCGUGAUCAUCUAUUCUGACCCUGCUGAUGACUAUACACCUUCUGGAGUGGAGCCUUAUCCAAAGGGACCAGGUAGAAACCCGUCUAGUAUCCAAAGAGGCUCAGUACAGUUCCUAUCCUCCUUGCCUGGAGAUCCAUCCCGUUUCACAGAUCGCUCACCAGAGGCAUUGGCAAAUCUGACGACUAUUCCACGUAUUCCAUCUCUGCCAAUCUCCUACAAGGAGGCCAUUCCAAUAUUGGAGACGCUCAAUGGCCAUGGCCUGGAUUUGGGAUUCAAAGGAGGACUGCCAGAGUUCAAUUACUCUACAGGGCCUUCAACAUCUCAGGUGAACCUCUAUAACGACGUUACGUAUAACUUCACCGAUAUCAGCAACGUUUAUGGGUUUGUUGAAGGUGAAGAUGCGGAUAAAGUCAUCAUCAUUGGAAACCACAGGGAUGCCUGGAUCAAAGGUGGUGCUUCAGACCCAAACUCUGGAUCUGCAGUGCUUUUGGAGGUUGCCAGAGCAUUUGGCGAGCUGUUUAAACUGGGUUAUAAACCUAGAUAUUCUCUUCUGUUGGCCUCAUGGGAUGGUGAGGAGUACGGGUUGUUAGGAUCCACUGCGUAUGCUGAAAAGUAUGCUGACCAGCUGAAGAAGAACGUGAUUGCCUACUUGAAUGUUGAUGUUGCAGUGUCUGGAUCUCACUUGAGAUUGACUGGGUCUCCUCUCCUAGAGCAGUUUGUUCUUAACCAGACCAAGAAGCUUUCAUACCCUGGCGAUGAAACGUUGAGCCUCUACGACCAUUUUGUUAACGAGUCCUCUGUUCAUAUCUUGGGAUCAGGCUCUGACUACACCGCAUUUUAUGAGCAUUUGGGUAUCCCAUCUUUUGACUUGGGAUUUGUCAAUGGCAAAGGCGAUCCGGUAUACCAUUACCACUCUAACUACGAUUCUUAUCACUGGAUGAGCAAGUUUGCUGACCCUGGCUUUAAGUACCACAACGCAUUGGCAAAAUACAUUGGUUUAUUGGCAAUCAACUUAUCUGAACCAAAGCUGCUGCAAUCACUUUCUCCUCUAGACUUUGCACACUCGUUGAAGGGGUUCUACGAGGCAUUGGUAGAACAAGUGCCUCCUGAUUGGCUGAACAAGACCAUCGAAUUGGAAAACGGAAAUGAAGACUAUUUGAUGAAUUCAUGCCACCUCAGAGAGAAGUGGGACACGGAUGUUUCUAAGUCUAAGAACCCAUUGAAGAAGUUCCUGUUCAACAGACGUGUUCGUCAAGCCAACGAUCAGAGCUCCAAGGUGGAACAACAGUUCUUAUACGCACCUGGGUUGAAGAACCGUGAUUGGUUCAAACAUAUUGUGUUUGCAUCUGGAAGGUACACAGGUUAUGCUGGUCAAGCCUUGCCUGGACUGGCAGAGGCCCUAGAGGACAAUGAUUUCGAGGAGGCUGUUCGCUGG